This is a messenger RNA of Bombyx mandarina (wild silkworm), 3698 nucleotides long. It is a transcript of the gene Mrgn1, whose product is annotated as Mahogunin ring finger 1. NCBI's taxonomy places the organism in Eukaryota, Metazoa, Arthropoda, Insecta, Lepidoptera, Bombycidae. Gene Ontology annotation, biological process: protein ubiquitination. Gene Ontology annotation, molecular function: ubiquitin protein ligase activity. Gene Ontology annotation, cellular component: cytoplasm. The record is from RefSeq and is a predicted model, not a curated record.
CUCGAACAACAAAAGUCAAAACUUGAAAACAAAUCUGAAAGGAAUCGGAAGUGGAACUUAACAUUUUCAUUCACAAUUAACAUUUUGACGAGCAAAGUACUAUAAUGGGUGUACUAGCGAGUCGCCAGAAUCCAGGACUAGAAGACGCUGAUAUUAUAUCCAACCAUGCCUACAAGUACCCACCGAGAUCCGGUAAUUACUUCGGGAGCCACUUUAUAAUGGGAGGCGAAAGAUUUGAUACUCCACAACCAGAGGCUUACCUCUUUGGUGAAAAUGCUGAUUUGAACUUUCUAGGCAGUAGACCGACUCCGUUCCCUUACCCCCCGCCGCAGUCAAAUGAGCCUACGAAAACGCUAAAAAGUCUAGUGAACAUACGUAAGGAGUCGCUACGUUUCAUUCGCUGCCCUGAGCCAUUGAGUAAAUUAGCAGACAACCAGAUUGGUGAUGGUGUUAUGAAAUCACCAGAAUCAAAUGGAAAGGGGACAUACUAUAAUAUAGAGUUUACUUUUGACUGUGAUGCUAGAUGUGCUAUCACUGUCCAUUAUUUUUGCACUGAAGAGGUUACUCCUACUGGUGUUGUAUAUUACCCGCGAGACCCGACAAUGAGUUCGCAAACGUACCACUACAAGAAAGGUGCGAAUCAACAGUUUUGUCAGAUCUCUCACGUGUUUGAUCCCUCGAAAUAUUCAGAAGAAGACCUACUGUACAACGCUGACAAGGAAUUAAUUCCGAUUGCCAUAUAUUGCGUGGUUGAUGAAGGACAAGACGAAAUAAGGCAGUCCCACACAACCAUUGCGGUAGUCGAGAAACAUUCGGACGGAACGUACGUGUUGAAAGCUUUAAAACAAAAACUAUUUGUUGAUGGACUUUGCUACUUGUUGCAAGAAAUAUACGGGAUCGAGAACAAAAAUUUAGAUUCUAAGCCGACUUCAGACUCUGAAACUGAAGAGGGCGGGUCGGAAUGCGUGAUCUGCAUGUGCGACACGCGCGACACGCUGAUCCUGCCGUGCCGACACCUGUGCCUGUGCAACUCGUGCGCGGACUCGCUGCGCUACCAGGCCAACAACUGCCCGAUCUGCCGCGCUCCCUUCCGCGCCCUGCUGCAGAUCCGAGCGCUGCAGCGGCGCACGUCGGAGGGGGCGCUGCCGGCGGGGGCAGGGGGAGAAUCUCUGCCCCCCGGCUACGAACCGGUGUCACUCAUUGAAGCCCUGAACGGCCCCCAUCCUGCCCGUUCCGCUGCCCCGACUCUCACCCGCACUGCUCCGGCUAUAGCGUCACCGGACACUGACACGGCCUCGCAGGCUGCAGAAAUCCUGAACCGCUGCAACAUAGAGCGCAGCUCCUCCACCAGCCUGGGGAGCAGCGGCAGCCGCAAGGGCAAGUCGGGCUCCAAGGACGACGUCAAGACUUUACGCAGCACGCCGCACGCCCUCACUCCGGAGUUCCGCAUGUCGGUGCUGCUGGCUCGCGAGGAGGAGGCCAAGCGCGCCGACGAGAAGACGGCGGCCAGCAGCCCGCUGCUCCACGACCACAAGCUCAUGAACGGCGAGAACAAGUUCCCGUCGUCUCCCGAUAUGGAGUGCGGGGCGGAGGCGUCGUGCUCGGAGCAGACGGGGGCGGAGCCCGACGCCGACGCCGAGAGACUCUCCCCCCUGCUCACACACACUCUCAACAACAUAAGAAAGCCGGUAGUGUCCCGAGCCUGCAGCGUGUCGAGUCUGGGCGCGGCCCCCGCGGACCCCGUCGGGGACUCCGCCCUCCGACUCUCCGCGCCCGCGCUCGCGCACAUCGACGACAUCGAGGAGCCGCACUUACGGUCUGACGGGGCGGAGUCUCCGGCGCCGGCCGAGGACUCGGACUAUUUCACGCCGGAGGACACGACCACCACGAUACUGACCCUACCCAAAGCCGCCAAGCAUCUAGAACCGCUGAACAACGGCGAGUGUACGCCACAACGCUGGGCGCUGCCGCACCACGUAACAUCUUUACCAGGCACACCACUAAGCCAGUCCAGCGUCCGAUCGUCAGGCGAGUCAUAUAGCUCCACCUCAUCCACUCGACAACUGUUGACGGCUCCUCCGCCGCGCGCUUGUUAAUACCUUGAGCAAUAGUUAAAUGGGAAAAUGGCUUAUAUAUUUACAAUACAGCUUCAAUAAUAUUAUAAGAAAACAGUCAGUUAAAAACGGUUAGGUACUAUUUUUAAGGGUGAAACUAUUUUGGGUGAAAUUCAAACGAAAAUUGCCAUUUUCGCUUCUUUUAAAGUUUUUAGAUAAAAUAUUACCGAAAACGUGCACCAGUGACAGUGAAAUAUAGAGUCACAUAGGUAUAGAGAUUAUUUAGAAAAUAAAACUUAUAAAAUCGUGAUCGUAAAAAUAUUUUUUUUAUUUUUUUAUUGCCCAAUAGGCAAAUCUACAUACGGACCACCUGAUGGUGAGUUGUUACCGUCGCCCAUGGACUUCAACAAUGCCAGGGGCAGAGCAAAGCCGUUGCCUACCGUUAAUCUUGUUAAUGCCUUUUUUCUGCGCGUAAUGUAACACAAAUAUCGGGUCAACGCCGUUGUUUGUCGGAAAAUUGCAUCAGUUAUCUUUAGUUUAUUUUUAAAUUAAUCAUUUGUGAAACAAUAAGUAUUACGUAGUAUAACACAACAAAUGAACUCUGUUCUGCUUUGUUCUGAAGAUAGUUAAAGAAAUUUGGAAAUGAAUUAAACCUGUAUUGAAAUUACCAAAAAAUCCGGAUUGUUUUACACCAUACGUGUGCGUUAGUGAGAGCUUAGAAAAAAGCUAUUGGAAAUAGAUGUGAGUUUUGCUAAGCUAACUUUUUAAUAAAAAUUGUUUUUUUUAAAUAUUAGUUUAAAAAAAGUAUACUUGACAACUUGAAAGUUAUUUUAAACAUGUAUUUAUAUGUUGCACACUUUUCGGGAUAGCGUGAAAUAGUUUCGAUUUCAUCUUCUUUAGUUUGACGAUGCAGUUUUCGAUUGUUGACCGAGAUCGCUGGUCCAGACUACGGAUAAGAUUAUGGUGAACAUUAAGGCGUGUAAUAUUAGGUAAACAGGAUAAGUUUUUUUUUUUUUGUGGACGGUUCUCUAUUUGUUUGGAGAUUUUACCGCUGAAGCCAGGAGGAAAGACUUGUGUUCACUACCGAUUGGGAAUGUUUAAUUAAUCGAAAGAAUCUCAUAAGUUUGUGAAAAAUUACAUUCGAGCAAUUGUCUAGUUUCCCGGUUAAACAAUCGAGAUGUUUUUCGAUUUUUUCGAGUCGAUUCUCCGCGAUAUAUACCUAUACGUUGCCCCAUUUGCAAUAAGUCACGUUUCCGCUCAUUCUUCGGGGCAAGUCCAACCCUAUACAAGUAGAUCGCGUAAAGAAAUCAUCAUUUAUUCAACAAACUAAAUGACUAGCGUCUUUGCUCGCCUAUCGCUAGUAUAAACUAGUAUCCACAAGUUCCCACAUUUGGCACCGGCCUUCGAACGGUAAGGCGGUGAGUGAAGUUAUAUGUACCUACUGUAGUACUGGCCGGUCCUUUAGCAUCUAUGCAAGAGCGGGAAAAUUCACCUAAAUCAAUUAACCUAAAUAAUACAUUAAUUUUAUUAAAGUUAAUAAUAAAUUUCUGAUGAAUCAACGUCGUUACGCUCUUCAUAUAAUAGAGACGGCCAUUUUAACAAUCAUAAUUUGUAAAUGAUAAGUGAUGAUCGCUGAAGGUAUUA